GAGGUGAAAUUCACGCGGCAGAGUGCGCGUGGCCGGAGCCAGGCAUAGUCAGCUGUCCAAUCUGUUUCGCCAAAGAAAGAGAUAAUCCCACAAAAAUAAAAAGGAUAAGCAAAAACCGUCCCCACUCUGUGGAAUAGCUACAAAAACCCCAAACAUCCUCCCCAAUUUUCUCCAUGAACGAAAUCGCCGCCUCGCGCCGCCGCCUCUGAAUCUGGCAUGGACCACCUCUCCCCCAAAUCUACCGCCACCGAACAGGCCGACGAGAUCGACGGCGAUCCGGCCGUUUGGGCCGCCUUCUCGCAGAAUUUCCGGCAGGUGCAGUCGGUGCUCGACCGCAACCGCCUCCUCAUCCAGCAGGUCAACGAGAAUCACCAAUCCAAAGUCCACGACAAUCUGGUGAAGAACGUCUCCCUGAUUCAGGAGAUCAACGGCAACAUAUCCAAGGUCGUCUCCAUGUACUCCGAUCUCUCCUCCAAUUUCACCACCGUCUGCCACCAGCACCGCGACGACGACAAGAGAAACUCCGGCGAGAAGCGCUGAAUUCAAAUCCGCUUCACCGUAUUUGAGUGUAAUUUUGAUUUUUAGGCAUGUAUGGCUUGGAAUCUGGUAUGUAUGUCGUCAUGCUCUACAUUUUCCAAAUAAAUUUUCAAACUGCUAUUAAUUUUA
This is a messenger RNA of Salvia miltiorrhiza (redroot sage), 666 nucleotides long. Its product is annotated as protein EARLY FLOWERING 4. The transcript has a single exon. Gene Ontology annotation, biological process: entrainment of circadian clock; positive regulation of circadian rhythm. Gene Ontology annotation, cellular component: nucleus. Bases 217 to 540 code for a protein of 107 amino acids. The record is from RefSeq and is a predicted model, not a curated record. NCBI's taxonomy places the organism in Eukaryota, Viridiplantae, Streptophyta, Magnoliopsida, Lamiales, Lamiaceae.